Hibiscus syriacus is the source of this 1016-nucleotide messenger RNA. RefSeq names its product sm-like protein LSM1B. The coding region runs from base 326 to 796 and encodes 156 amino acids. Gene Ontology annotation, cellular component: P-body; Lsm1-7-Pat1 complex. Lineage: Eukaryota; Viridiplantae; Streptophyta; Magnoliopsida; Malvales; Malvaceae. The transcript is spliced from 4 exons. Gene Ontology annotation, molecular function: RNA cap binding. Gene Ontology annotation, biological process: deadenylation-dependent decapping of nuclear-transcribed mRNA. The record is from RefSeq and is a predicted model, not a curated record.
ACGCCAACACCACUUAGUCCCUUCAAACCGGAAGAGAAAAAUAAACCUCAAUUCCUUAACUUCCGAGGGUUUCCACUUAGGGUUUAUUCUUCUUCUUGGAUCUAGGACUAUUGGAAUCUUUGGUUUUGGAUAAUUCGUGAUAUUUACUCCUUUGGGUUGCUUUUGUUUUUCUGGAGGGAUUUUAUAUUGUUAAAUUUUUGGAGUUCGGGGUUAGAUUAUAAAAGGGAAAUUCUCAAUAGCCAAUGCCAUAUUUGGGUAAUUGGUAUUUGAAAGGUUUAUUGUCUGCGUUUUUUUUUGGUUUGGCGAGACCGAAAAAAGGUGAUCAAUGUCUUGGGCAGGCCCUGAAGAUAUCUACCUCUCUACUUCUCUUGCCAGUUAUCUUGACAGGAAACUUUUAGUGCUCCUGCGAGAUGGUCGGAAGCUUAUGGGAAUAUUGCGCUCAUUUGACCAAUUUGGUAAUGUUUUCUUGUCACCUAACCUUCUGGACCUGACAUGCCUACCAGUUUUAUCUGUUCCUGACAAUUUUAAAUAUGUUUCAGCCAAUGCUGUUCUUGAGGGUGCUUGUGAAAGAGUUAUAGUUGGUGAUCUUUACUGUGAUAUCCCUUUAGGUCUAUAUGUAAUCCGUGGGGAGAAUGUUGUCUUGAUUGGUGAACUGGAUUUGGAGAGAGAGGAACUUCCUCCGCAUAUGACUCGUGUUUCUGUUGCAGAAAUAAGAAGGGCACAGAAAGCAGAAAGCGAGGCAACAGAUCUCAAAGGUACAAUGAGGAAAAGAAUGGAGUUUCUUGAUUUGGACUAACGCAUAUUCCCUGCAACCUGUUUUAGGUAUCCACAAGUUUUAUGGAGGAGGUUGGUGUAGUAGAUGUGUUGUGUAGGCUAGAAGAUCCUCCAUCUCCCUCUCAGCAUCCAGUUAUUGUAACAUUUGUGAACAAUGCAUCUGACAAGGCUUAGCCUCCAUUUGCUGGUGCCUUAAAUUUAGUUUUGGACACUAGUUGGAUAUUUUCACUUAUGGGUAUUCU